AUGGCAAGAGCAAAUAACAGGACACAAUGCUUUACAUGUAAUAAAGACAAAAUAACAUAUCCUUGUAAAGGAUGUUCAAAAGAAUUUUGUUUAACACAUUUAACAGAACAUCAACAAAUAUUAAAUGAAGAAUUAAAUUAUAUUAUUAAUGAUUAUGAUCAAUUUAAACAAACAAUUGAUGAACAAAAACAAAAUCACUUAUUAAUAAAACAAAUAAAUCAGUGGGAAAAAAAUUCUAUCGAAAAAAUUCAACAAAAAGCACAACAAUGUAGAAAAAUUGUCCUUGAAUCAUCACAAACAUCUAUUAAUGAUAUUGAAAUGAAAUUUAACGAUUUAUCUGAACAAAUAAAAGAAAUUCAUCAAGAAAAUGCAUUUAAUGAAAUUGAUUUAAAUUAUUUAAAAAAUCAAUUGAGAGAAAUUACAAAAGAAUUAAAUAAUUCAUCAAAUAUGUCUAUUCAACAUAAUUCACAACCGUUCAUUAAUGAUAUUUCAGUUAUUAAUCAAAUUCCAAUUGUUAAUGAUAUUCCAAUUAUUUUAUCAAAAAAACCAAAAUUCAAUAAAUGGAAACAAAAUGCCAUCACUGUGGCAGCUGGAAAUGGACAAGGACAAAAACUAAGUCAAUUCAAUUGUCCUGACGGAAUCUUUAUUGAUAAAAAUAAAACUAUUUUCAUCACUGAUUCUUGGAAUGAUCGUGUUGUUAAAUGGAAACAUAAUGCUAAGGAAGGACAAAUAACUGUGGGUGGAAAUGGGCAAGGAAAUCGAAUGGAUCAAUUGAGCCAUCCAACAGAUAUGAUUGUUGAUCAACAAAAUCAUUCGAUCAUCAUUGCUGAUCAAGAAAACAGACGAAUAAUUCAAUGGUUGAAUCGGAAUCAGCAAAUUUUUAUUGAUAAUAUUGACUGUUAUGGCUUGGCAAUGGAUAAACAUGGAUUUCUUUAUGUCUCUGAUUAUAAGAAAGAUGAAGUGAGACGAUGGAAAAUAGGUGAAUACAAUGAAGGAAUUGUAGUGGCAGGUGGAAAUGAUAGAGGAAAUAAACUCAAUCAGCUCUCUUCUCCAGGUUUUAUCUUUGUGGAUGACGCUCAAUCUGUUUAUGUAUCAGAUGUGAACAAUCAUCGUGUAAUGAAAUGGAGAAAAGAUGCAAAAGAAGGAAGAAUUGUGGCUGGAGGAAAUGGUCAAGGGGGAAAUCUCAAUCAAUUGUUUUCACCUCAAGGAGUCAUUGUUGAUGAUUCAGGUCAAAUCUAUGUGGCAGAUGCUAUGAAUGAUCGAAUAAUGCGUUGGUUUGAAGGAGAUGCAGAGGGUGAAAUUGUUGUUGGUGGAAAUGGUCAAGGAAAGGAAUUAAAUCAGUUGAAUGGUCCUCGUGGUUUAUCUUUUGAUGACGAAAAUAAUCUUUAUGUUGCUGAUUACUGGAAUCAUCGAAUUGAAAAAUUUGAAAUAAUUAUUAUAACAGUUCAAAACAAAUCUCAAAUAUGUAAGAACACACCUCAAUAUGGUGAAUGUUCAACAAACAGUGCAUGUGGAUUCUUUCAUAUAAUAGGUGCUAAUAAUAAUACAGGCAUUUGUGGUUUUCGCUGGCCAACAUGUUCCCGUCUUGUACUGUGUAAUUCAUCAGACUAUUCAUGUUCUCAACCUAAUACGACGUGUGUUCAACAUCCACAAUGUAAUAAUCUUCCUGUUUGCUAUCCAGUUACAAUGACUGAUCAAAGAAUCUGUCCACCAAUGAAAAACAAGACCAAUCUUAAAUGGAAACAAAAUGCUAUCACUGUGGCUGGUGGAAAUGGAGAAAGACCAAAAUUAGAUCAACUCAGUAGCCCUGAUGGAAUCUUUAUUGAUAAAAAGAAAAAUAUUUUCAUUGCUGAUCACGGCAAUCAUCGUAUUGUUGAAUGGAAAUACAAUGCAAAAGAAGGACAAAUCAUUGCAGGUGGAAAUGGCAAUGGAAAUCAAAUGGAUCAAUUGUAUUAUCCAAUAGAUGUGAUUGUUGACCAACAAAAUCAUUCAAUCAUCAUUGCUGAUCCUGGGAAUAGACGUGUGAUUCAAUGGUUGAAUCAAACUCAACAGAUUCUCAUUGACAAUAUUGACUGUUGGGGUUUAGCAAUGGAUAAACAUGGAUUUCUUUAUGUUUCUGAUGGUGCGAAGAAUGAACUGAGACGAUGGAAAAUGGGAGAAUAUAACAAUGAAGGAAUUGUAGUGGCAGGUGGAAAUGGAAAAGGAAAUCAACUCAAUCAACUUAGUACUCCUGGUUUUAUCUUUGUUGAUGAAGAACAAUCUGUUUAUGUAUCAGAUAGAGACAAUCAUCGUGUGAUGAAAUGGAGAAAAGAUACAAGAACAGGACGAAUUGUGGCUGGAGGAAAUGGUAAUGGAAAGAAUCUCAAUCAACUGUCUUCACCUUUUGGAGUAAUUGUUGAUGAUUUGGAUCAAAUCUAUGUGGCAGAUUAUGGAAAUGAUCGAAUAAUGCGUUGGUGUGAAGGAAAAGAAGAAGGUGAAAUUGUUGUUGGUGGAAAUGGUCAAGGAGAGCAAUCAAAUCAAUUGAAUGGUCCCAGUGGUUUUUCUUUUGAUGAUGAAGGCAAUCUUUAUGUUGCUGAUAAUCGGAAUCAUCGAAUUCAGAAAUUUGAAAUAAUUUUGUGA
Molecule: messenger RNA, 2619 nt
Organism: Adineta steineri
Lineage: Eukaryota; Metazoa; Rotifera; Eurotatoria; Adinetida; Adinetidae
Source: the annotation of a GenBank genome assembly